Molecule: messenger RNA, 7533 nt
Organism: Gymnodraco acuticeps
Lineage: Eukaryota; Metazoa; Chordata; Actinopteri; Perciformes; Bathydraconidae
Gene: map2
Product: microtubule-associated protein 2
Exons: 21
Coding region: 333-5951 (1872 amino acids)
Biological process (GO): microtubule cytoskeleton organization; neuron projection development
Cellular component (GO): neuron projection
Molecular function (GO): microtubule binding
Source: RefSeq, a predicted model, not a curated record
UGACUACUACCUCCAUUACGGUAAAUGCAGCCUGCGGAGCCCCUGUGUCCGACAGACCCGGAGUUGCACUGAAAGACACUGCGCCUAACAGGUCUCAGAUGUUAGCCUUUCUUCUGAGCCGUUGACAACAUCCCAUCUAGCCAGGUUUGACUAGGAGGCUGUCCCUCCUUGAAUUUCGGUAUUCCUCAGUACUCAUCUUGACGUCAACCCCUUGAGAUUUGGAGAGAGGAUUCUUUACAUCCAGCUUAACUUCAAGUCCCUGACCACCUGAUCAGCCAGAAGGAGAGACCCCACCCCGUGCCCAUUCUUCCCUGCUGCUAGCUAGCACCAGCAUGGCAGACAGUCGAAAGCCAGAGGAUGGUGCCCCCCAGUGGGACCCAUCAGGGGGGCAGGAGGCCGCCGGCAACCAUGGAGCCAAUGGCUACUCUGCCUACAGGACCUGCCAGCCUGGUGGGACCCAAAUGGCCACAGGCCCCUACUCCACCCGAGAGAAUGGCUUCAAUGGGGAGCUCAGUGGGGCCCCCGCUAUUACCGCAGAGCAAGUGUCAGCGCGGAUUGUGCAGGAAGUGACGGCGGAGGCAGUGGCGGUACUAAAGGGAGAGCAGGAGACUCAAAGGCUGCCAUCAGUUGAAGACACCACAAAUUUGCCCCCCUCACCUCCCCCCUCACCUGCUGCCGAGCACUUUGGUCCUCUGGAAAAAGCCAAUUUAGAUGUAGGGGAUGAGGAGGAGGCGGGCCCUCUCCGCCGUUUCCAAAAUUCUCGGGAGAGGUGCAAGUUCCUCGCCCCCUCCAUCUCAGUUUCCGUGCCCGAGGACGACCCCUACCACUCCGACGAAGAGUACUAUGAGCACCCAUUGUUCAGCCCUGAGUGGACGCACUCGGGCUCCCGCCCCACAGGGCAGGCUGUGGCCUUUAGACAGAUCGAAGAAGAGACCAUGGAGGCUCUUACAGCUGAAUACGAGGAGGAGGUGGAAGAUGAGGAGGAAGAGGAGGAGAGUGCAGCAGAGUCCGAAGCAGCUCUUGAUGAGCAGCAGUGGAGCGGGGAAGAGCCUGAGCUGGACUGCCCCCAAGCUGAGCCUUUAGAGCAGGCAGAGGCCAUAGACGAGGCCCAGGAUCUAGAACUGGAGCCGGGAGAAGCAGCUAGUGCUGCUACAGACAGUUCUGUGGACAGAGAUGAGGAGGAAGCAGGGGGGUGGGAGAGCCCUGAGACAGCUUUAAAGAUGGACUCAGACAAGCAGGGAAGCGAGAAAAGUGGUUCCAUGAGCCCGGACAGCAUUGGGUCGGAGAAACGUCCAGAGGAGUCUUUUGAGCCCCAGAUGCAAGGGUUCUUUGCUGGGGAACGAGUUGUACCAGAGAGCCCCACCAUGGAUAUGCCAUCCUUUGUACCUCCAAAUGUUCAAAACCAAGCCAAAGAAUCUGCCAGCUCACUCACACUUCAGCCUACAUAUGGCGAGCCAAUCACAGUGUCAGAGAAACAGCCAUCAGUGGAAGUGGUGGAGAUCAUCAGCAUCGGUGCUUCCUCAGAUUUCUCAUCACUGGGAGACAAAAGUCAGGUAGAAGUCUCAACGAGGGACUCUGCAGACAGAUCUGGCAUGUCAGCAUAUUUUGAAACAUCAACUGUGGAGGUUGAGGAGUCUUCCCAAUGUAAGGCCGAGGGUUAUUACGAACUGAGCAGAUCUGGUGAAGAGAAGAGUGCAGUUGACGACAGGCCCCCGGAGAUCAGCUACAGCACACUAGCUGAAGCUCAGGAUAAACCGGAAACUAAGGAACGUACAUCAGAAGACAGUAGAUUGUUCAUAGUUCCCGACAAGAGUAAUGAAUGCAGGCUUUCCCCUGGUAAACUGGCCUUAGAGCAGAGGAGUUACUCACUUAACAUUACCAUUGGAGCAACUGAUCCGAGCGGCCGGGGCAAACCUAGGAACUUCUCUCCACUGGCCACAGAUAUCAUGUCCUACACUAGUGGAAGUCUAGAUGAGGCAGCAGACUACCUCCCAGUCACUACACCCUCUGUGGAUAAGCCUCCACCCUUGCCUCCACUGAUAUUGGAAACUGCGGCUUCCAUCACUUCAGAUUCUUCAUCUCCUCCAAGGACCACAGAACGAGUUUCAGUACCCAGUCCUGAACUGGAGUCCCCAGACUCACCACAGUCCCUUAAGAGCAACUUUAAAAAUGGCGCUGUCAUGUCGCAAGACUUGCCUGAGAUGCUGGAUCUCGCUGGUACCCGUUCCCGGCUGGCAUCAGAAAACACUGAACCAGAUAUCACCAGGAGAAAGUCAAUUCAAGCUGAUUUUCAAGCCUUUGCCGAUGAUCCACUAGCAAGCAUGGUUUCAGGAGAACUAAGUCCUAGUGCUAGAAAGAGUGAAAGCCAGCUAGAAGAAAUGGGCUAUUGUGUGUUCAGUGAAUAUUCAGGCCCAAUGCCAUCACCUGCAGAUCUGUUCGGCCCGACAAGCAUUUCUGCACAGGCUUUCACCCACUCUGACCUUGAGGAAAAAGUGGCUGCGCAAGCUAGGAAGUUAGCAGUCAGGGACACGUCUAUGGAGGACAUAGGGAUGGCUGAUGUCACUAAAGAGAAAGACCACAAGCAAGUAGAAAGAAAACAUUCUGCUGAAGAAAAGGGAAAAGAGGUUGCAGAUGAACAAUCCAAAAAAUAUGUAAGCGACACACCACCGGCUCAGCCAAGUGAGUUCUUUGUGACACCAACAGUCACUGUUACUUUAGAAGAAGGCGGGAGGGCGGGGAGUGAGACCGGACGACAAGCCAGUGGCGAGGGCUCAACCUCAGAAACCGAGAUUGCAGACUAUGAGAGGCAGAUACGUAAAUUAGAAAUGGAGGACAGGCCCCUUAGUAUGGAGGAGGAAAGGGAACUGCAGGAGCUUCGAGAGAAAGUAAAGCUGGUCCACCAGGAAGCCUAUGAGGAAGUGGAUGCAGAAGAUGUGUACCAGCUGACUGGCGUGGCAAAGGACCGGAUUGCUAGGCCUGUAAAAACAUCACCUGCUUCGUCUGUUGAUAGCAACAUUGAUGAUGACAAGCUGCUCUCUCCAGUGCUUUCACCAUCAAAACUUAAACAGAGAGAAGUGUAUGGGUCCCCUAAAAGAACAGCUUCACCUGUGUUAGGAAUAACCAAAGAGAAAGAGGAGUCAGAAAGAAAAAUGAGGCAAGAGCAAGAAAAGGAAGCUGCGGAGACGAAAAUGAAAGAAGAGAAAGAUGAAGCAGAUAGGAUAAUCAGGGAAGAGGCUGAAAGGAAAGAGAAGGAAAUGAAAGAGAGAGAAGAAAGGGAAAGGAAAGACAAAGAAGAAUCAGAGAGGAUACUGAGGGAAGAAAAAGAAAGGAAGGAGAAAGAACAGAGAGAACGGGAGAUAAAAGAGAUAGAAGAAAGAGAGAAUAAAGAAAGAGAAGAGAGGGAAAAGAUGGAGGAAGAGAGACAAAGGAAAGAGGAGAGAGAGAAAAAAGAAAUAAUGGGAAGGAAUGAAGAGAAGGAAAAGAUAGAGAAGGAACUUAAAGGGAAGGAAGAGAAGGAAAAGAUAGAAAAGGAACUUAAAGGGAAGGAAGAGAAGGAAAAGAUAGAGAAGGAACUUAAAGAGAAGGAAAAGAUAGAGAAGGAAAAGAUAGAGAAGGAACUUAAAGAGAAGGAAAAUAUAGAGAAGGAACUUAAAGGGAAGGAAGAAAAGGAAAAGAUAGAGAAGGAACUUAAAGGGAAGGAAGAAAAGGAAAAGAUAGAGAAGGAAAAGAUAGAGAAGGAACUUAAAGGGAAGGAAGAAAAGGAAAAGAUAGAGAAGGAACUUAAAGGGAAGGAAGAAAAGGAAAAGAUAGAGAAGGAAAAGAUAGAGAAGGAACUUAAAGGGAAGGAAGAAAAGGAAAAGAUAGAGAAGGAAAAGAUAGAGAAGGAACUUAAAGGGAAGGAAGAAAAGGAAAAGAUAGAGAAGGAACUUAAAGAGAAGGAAAAGAUAGAGAAGGAACUUAAAGAGAAGGAAGACAAAGAGAAUAAAGAAAAGGAACUGAAAGACAAGGAAGAGAGAGAGAAAAUGGUUGCAAUGGACACGCCUGAUGAUAUAUCAAGACAACCAGAGGUGCAAGCAGCCAAGCAGAAUGUGGCAGUAGAAGCUGUGGAUGCUAAAAAGGGGCAAAAGGAAGGGGAGGAAGACGAAAUAGAGAAAGUAGUCGCAGGAUCAGCGGUGGCAAAGGAGAUCCCAGAGACUCGUGCUGCCAUCGAAUCAGUGGUCACAGUUGAAGAUGAUUUCAUCACUGUGGUCCAGACCAUCGACGAAGCAGAUGAGCCGGGACACAGCGUUCGUUUCUCUGGUCCACCUGAAACAGGAGCCUCAGAGGAAGAGGAAGAGUCUGUGGAGUUGGCCCAAGAAGCUGACCUGGAGGCGGCAAGUCUAGAGGAAGUAGUAGAUGUUCCUGAGACCCCUGCCUUCCCUCUGAAAGAGGCUCAAAGCAUUGACACCGAUGGACCCACAGAAAGUUAUGAUAGAGAUGAAACCACAAUGGACGACUCCAUCUUGGACAGCUCCUGGAUUGACACACAAGAUGAUGAUGAUAAGAGUAUGGCGACAGAAAAGUUUGAGCCUUUGCCUAAGGCAAGCGCAGACAAAAAGCCUACUGUGGUCAAGGAGAAGCAGACACAACAGAAAAAGGCGGAGAAACAGCCGGUCAAACCAAAGGCCGGACGGGCUAAAGGCCGAAUCUCUACACCAGAACGCAAGCUUGUCCACAAAGAGCAUAUCUUCGUGCCGAGAGAAGACAACAAGAAGAAAAAAGCUGUGAUAAGGACCGAGUUUACAAAAAAAAUGCAGACACACAGUCAAUCGCCAUCCAAGAGGAAUGUGAUGAAACCAGCCGCCCGCCAGACCCAGCAUCACUCCUGUCCAAGAAGGAGACCCACAGAGGCGCUACCAGACAGUCGUCAGCCUCUGAGUGUUGCCAGACAGUCUCGCAACAGAGCAUCGGAUGGUGGUUCAUGGAGCCCUAAAAAGAGGUCCUCUGUGCCGCGGCAUGCCUCCAUUCUGAGUCACCGUGCACACCAUGAACAAGAGGAGAGCUCCACCUCCAUCACCAGCUCCGGCUCCUUGGCUCCUCGCAGACCCACAUCGUUUCAAACCGAGAUGAGGGCGGAGCACAGGACAGGACGAGCCCCUAGCAUGACAGAUUCAGUGCGCUCCCGAUCAGCUCGCAGUGGCCACUCCACCCCUCGCACCCCCGGCUCCACAGCCAUCACCCCAGGAACCCCUCCCAGCUACUCAUCGUCCUCCAGGACCCCGCGCUCCCUCAGCCUGAUUUCCGGGGAGAGGAAGAUUGCCGUGGUCCGCACCCCACCCAAGUCCCCUGCCACCACGCCCAAACAGCUCCGCAUCAUCAACCAGCCUGUGCCUGACUUCAAGAACAUCAAGUCCAAGGUUGGCUCCACAGAGAACAUCAAGUACCAGCCCAAAGGAGGACAGAGUCAUAUUUUAAACAAGAAGCCGGACCUCGCUCACAUAGAGACACAAUGCAGCUCCAAGGAUAAUCUGAAGCUCUCUCCCCGUGGAGGCAAUGUGAUGAUACAGAACAAGAAGAUAGAUCUGAGCCACGUGACCUCCAAGUGUGGCUCACUAGACAACAUCCAUCAUCGGCCAGGGGGCGGUCAUGUGCGGAUAGAGACAGUGAAGUUGGACUUCAAAGACAAAGCCCAAUCCAAGGUGGGUUCCCUGGAUAAUACUCAACACACUCCUGGUGGAACCCAUCUCCCGAUUGAGAGUCAGAAGCUGAUGUUUCGCGACCAAGCCAAGGCCAGGGUGGACCACGGUGCUGACAUCGUGGUCCGGUCGCCAGACCUGUCGGGCGUGGUGUCCCCGCAGCGCCCCAGGGACAGCCAGCUCUCGUCCUCUGGCAGCCUCAACGUGCUGGAGUCUCCGCAGUUAGCCACGCUGGCUGAGGACGUCACUGCGGCUCUGGCCAAGCAGGGUCUGUGAACACUGGGUCUCUGGAUGCUUGCUCUGCAACCCGGGCAUCUCCAUCAUGAUCCCCAGAAACUUUUCUGCCCACUCCUGCCACCCUGAAGCCAACUUCAGCUAAACGACAGCCUCUAAACAUCUCAACUUCAACAUCCAUCACACAUCUUUAAGUAGAGACUCGAAUUAGGAGCUACUGUACUUUGGUCUUCUUUAUUUCACAAAUAUUUGCUGUUUCUGAUUCAUUAGGUUGGCCUCUCUCUUUUUGAAUGAUGUUGCAUAGAAUAGUUCAGUCCGAGCACUGGUCCUACAUUAAGUGGGGGGACCAGGUCUUUUGCUUUACUGGUCCUGGAUCAGUGUUUUUAAGAAGCUACAGCCUUUUUUUCUACAUUCAAUAAGAAGUAAUGUGGCCAGCACACCAUGCAGCACGCGUCGUUCUCGCUCAGUUCACGUGCAUGGACGCCAAACCCCCUAACAAACCAAGCAUCCUUACUGCAAGUCAUUCUUGUCCACCAAUAUAUAUAUAAUAUUUAACAAAUAUAUAUAGAAAAAUGUAUAAAAAUCAAAGGUCUUUGCCAUCCACCUGUCCUAAAACAUUUGAAAAGGAAGUGACAAUAUGGCUAUAAAAUGAACCUGUAAAAUCGCAUUACUGCAAGAACUAGGUCAUGUUAUGACACAUAAGCAUGUAUUGAUUCUAAUAUGAAAAGAGGCUAUUUUGUAACCAAAAAAAUGAUUUUAGUAAGUUAUUUGCUCAAUUAUUGGAUAAAGAUUAAACAAGUUCAUGUUUUGUAGUUAUUAGUUGUUUACGGUGUAAUGCUUGGUGACGAUGUUGGACAGCUGGUUUGGUGUUACUGAGGAAUGCAUCUCAGUCCUGUUGAACAGCAUCACACACUUGUACCUGCUCAGUAGUUAAAUAUAGGUGCCUGUUUAUACAUCAGAAUAUUGGUAAACUCUGGAGCUUAAUCCACUUUCGACAGCUAAAAUGAUUAGCUGCAGAUGUUGAGCUUGCGUGAAUGAACAGUACACAAAUGUCUACGCAGGCUGAGGUUGCACCAUGAGGACGUACUGUUGUCUGGGUAACGGAGGAUGACGCUACAAAUGCGACCUGAGACUGAGCAGAAGUUGAAGCCACUCUGAAAUCUGUCUGUGUGUGUGCGUUUGGUGCAGAUCCCAUGCCGUUUUACGACGUACGCUAAUGUAUCUGGAUGUUUUGUUGCAAUACUGUAUGUGAGAGAUGAAAGUGGAAGAAAAAAUAUUUUGAAAAUGUAAAAGACAAUUCAUGGAGAAAGAUAAAGCGACCGGGGGAACUCGUAUCGUGUUACAUCUGUUAGGAUAAAAGUGUUUGGGUGAUCUAGUUUAUUUUUUAGACACCAUUUGUGGUAUAUCCUGCCUCCUGCCUAAUAUCUUCCCUCACCUGCGACUGUUUGUUUGCUUCUGUGUUUUUUCUGCAUACCACAUCUCUGUGUGCCCCCUCCCCACCUCCUGCUCCACCCUACAGCAACUGUAAAUGUAUUUAAAAGGUCAAGUAGAUGUACGCAGUUUUUCUCUUGUUGAUAUGACACCAAUUACAUUAAUUAAUGACAAUAAAAAGGAGAAAAAGUGA